Molecule: messenger RNA, 3431 nt
Organism: Myiozetetes cayanensis
Lineage: Eukaryota; Metazoa; Chordata; Aves; Passeriformes; Tyrannidae
Gene: HIBCH
Product: 3-hydroxyisobutyryl-CoA hydrolase
Exons: 14
Coding region: 16-1308 (430 amino acids)
Biological process (GO): L-valine catabolic process
Cellular component (GO): mitochondrion
Molecular function (GO): 3-hydroxyisobutyryl-CoA hydrolase activity
Source: RefSeq, a predicted model, not a curated record
UAACAAACCAUUAGAAUGAAGUUUCAGUCCGCGGGGCUGAACUCUGUGAAGGCGGUUUGGCAACGCCAGCUUGCCCCACUUUGGGCAGCAACAAGCACGGUUUGUUGUUGCUACACGCAGCAUCGUUGCUUCACUGACAAAACGAAACCGCAUCACCUCGCGCACUCACACCUCCCGGCCUCACUCGGGACGGGGAACUGGGAGAGAAAUCCCAGGCUGAAGGCAAUCAACAGACUGCAAGUAAUAUUACAACAUUUGAAAAUGUCAAACCAAACAGAUUCAACAGCUGAAGUGUUGCUGGAAAAGAGAGGAGGUGCAGGAAUAAUAACUUUGAAUAGACCCAAGGCUCUCAAUGCACUAAAUCUUUCUAUGAUCAAAAAAAUUUACCCACAAUUAAAGACGUGGGAGCAAGAUCCUGAAACUUUUCUAAUAAUUAUCAAGGGAACUGGGGGAAAAGCUUUUUGUGCUGGAGGUGACAUCAGAGCCAUCACAGAGGCAGGAAAAGUUGGAGAUAAACUGUCACAAGAGUUCUUCCAAGGAGAAUACAGGCUGAACAAUGCCAUUGGCACUUGCAAGAAGCCAUAUGUGGCACUUAUUGAUGGCAUUACCAUGGGAGGGGGAGUUGGCAUCUCAGUUCAUGGACAUUUUCGAGUUGCUACAGAAAAGACACUUUUUGCAAUGCCAGAAACAGCAAUAGGCCUGUUUCCUGAUGUAGGUGGAGGGUAUUUCUUGCCAAGGCUCUCAGGGAAGCUUGGCUAUUACCUGGCACUGACAGGAUGCAGGCUGAAAGGAAGAGACGUACUAAAAGCUGGCAUCGCUACACAUUUCUUGGAAUCCGAAAAGCUACCUGCCUUAGAAAAAGACCUGGUAGCACUGAAAUCACCUUCAAAAGACAAUAUAGCAGACUUACUGAACUCCUACCACAAGAAGUGCACAGUUGAUCAAGAAAAGAAGUUUGUACUCGAUGAACACAUGGAGAAGAUUAACAGUAUUUUUUCAGCGAAUAGUAUGGAAGAAAUUGUCAAAAAAUUAAAGCAAGAUGGCUCUCCUUUUGCCAUUAAGCAGCUAGAGACUCUUAAUAAGAUGUCACCCACAUCCUUGAAGUUGACUCUCAGACAGCUCAGAGAAGGAGCUUCCAUGAGCUUGCAGGAGGUACUCAGGAUGGAAUACAGACUGAGCCAAGCAUGCAUGAAAGGCCAAGACUUCUACGAAGGGGUUCGAGCAGCCUACCUCAGAAGUCUUCAGAAUUUUUGUUCCAUUCCUGUGGUGAUCCAUCUCAAGCUGGAAAAAUACGAACACAGAAGUUAAUGCAGAAAGGGGAUAUUUUCAUGAUGUUACUAGAAGACAAAUUUUUAACUUAUAAGAACUAAAGACUUAAAUGGAGAGACCAUUAUGAGCGUUCAAUUUAUCCACCAGAGUAAAACAAAUGCAAAGAAAGAUGAACUUGGUGGGACAGCAGUUCCCUGGAGGGCAGAACCAGCAGCAAUUACUACAGCGUGGCAGAGGUGAAGCUGCAGUAACAUUCACAUGGACUUUUUUCCUCUAAGUGUUGGCUUUUGUGGAUAACACUUUAUUUUGGCCAGAUUGUGAACUUCAACUAAAAUUGAAGAAACUCAGUAGAUAAGUACUACACCAGUGGGACAAUUAUGGCUUUUGACCCAAACCAAUCAAUGGUUUCACAUCACCAUGUUCAGAAUUAACUUGGAGGAUCACAGCUUUUCAAGUUACCCAGUUGAAUAACAUAGUAAAAUCACUCUUCUGCAGGAAAUUUCCUUUAAAUAUUUGCCCACAUGCGUUCUGUUCUCUGGGAACUGCAGCUUCUAUCUAUAUAAUGGGUUACUUCUUAAAAUUAGUGUUUAUUUUUUGCUAGGGAGUCCUUAGUCCCCUAUUAGUAAGUAAACAGGUGUAGGGCUCUGAUUUGCUUUUCUCUUUGAAAAUAUAAACUAAAGAGUUAUGAUGCCUGUAUGUCUUCAGCUACAAAAAUAAUAAUCAGUGCAGUUGUCAUCUGAAUGGUAUUUAUUUUCUAAGUACUCUCAAGUGUUGGUUACAGAUGGAAAAGUUAAAGAGAAGUUCUCAAGUCACAUUUUUGACUUAAAACUGGUAAACAGGCCACAUGUUUUGAUAAGGCACAGUCUUUAGGUAGGCAUUCUUUUCACUGAACUUAAAAUCCCACCCCCUUACACAUUUCUCAUCAGGGUUAUUUCUAGUUUACUCAGUAAGAACAAAGUUUGUUUAGAAAGACAUGACAACUUACCAAAAAAAAAAAAAGCUGUUAUUCUUCAAACUUGGGGGUCUCCAUGAACAUCAUCUAUUUACAUGCCUUUAGAACCAUCCUACUCUGAACUCUUUGUCAGAAAACAAACAAACAAAGUCUGUUCUCAGCAGAAGCACUUUAGAGGUGCUUCUUCUUCCAGCCCAUCCUCUCUUGUGUGCUGUGGGCUGUGUUGGUCAGGAGGUCUCCCGGGACACAGGAGCAUCUCCAAAUCAGCUGCUGGUAUCACUCACCUGAAGGCAAUUUGUGUUGGGAGGGAUGUUGAGCAGUUAGUGCAUCCUAGAGAGCCACAGCUCCUGUAGCUGUUAUUUUUUAAAUUAUAAAAAUUUCACAUUCUGAAUAACAUAGAAUCUUUGUGGGUAUCUUAAAGCCUGAAAGGUGAUUGGAAGGAUGUUCUGGAAUUCCAUUAAUAUUGAUCAUUUUUAGACACAAAUUAGGGUAACUGUUCUUGCCGACAUGUCUUCAUUGUUCCUCUGAUACAAGGAAUGUUUUUUUGGAAUUGAUAUUUUCUUGUUAUACUUUUACAUGUGAUUCAUUCACUGAUCUAUUUCCCAGGAUACAGCAUAAAGUCUAUAUAAUCAGAUUAUUCAAAUUGUCACAGUUAAAUCUACACUGGUCUGCAGUAUCUUAUGGUAUUUACAAAUAAACAUUCUUGGUUUUCCCACAAAGAUACUCUGCUUUGCUCUUUUAUCAUGAAUUAUUUUAUUACUAGUAUAUACAAUGUGUUUAAAUUAGCUUUAGGCAUUUAACACCACUUUGAGGCAUCUCCUGCACUCUCCAGAGUCAGAUUUUGCAUAGAGGUGUGAAAGGCCUUGUCCAAAAGGAGCAUUGUAAAUACAGUUCCCAGGUUCACAUGGAAAAGCAUCAGGGAAGAGUAGAAGGUCUAACAGACACCAUGAAUUUCAGCUCUGCUCCCUCAAAGCUUGGGAUACGUCUGAAGUGAUCCUUGUAUCUUCAGGCAACACCCAGAUAUGCCUCUAGACAGGUCACAACUCAAGAUUUUUUAUAAGAGUAGAAAUAUAUACGUUACAAAAACUCUGCCUUCUCCAGAGCACAUUGAUUUUUCUCCCCUCUGUGACCACUGCAGUGAUCUGUCUUGAUGCAAUCUUAACUCAUUUUAAUUAGAGGAAGUUUACAGGUAACUUUGGUGUUUUUCUGU